Messenger RNA from Cyphellophora europaea CBS 101466, 909 nucleotides. RefSeq lists its product as uncharacterized. The record is from RefSeq and is a predicted model, not a curated record. Gene Ontology annotation, cellular component: mitochondrial large ribosomal subunit; ribosome. Bases 1 to 909 code for a protein of 302 amino acids. NCBI's taxonomy places the organism in Eukaryota, Fungi, Ascomycota, Eurotiomycetes, Chaetothyriales, Cyphellophoraceae. The transcript is spliced from 3 exons. Gene Ontology annotation, molecular function: structural constituent of ribosome. Gene Ontology annotation, biological process: mitochondrial translation.
AUGCCUCGCUACUCUAAAAUCCCGGCGAUCCUGCGCACAUCUACUCGCUCCAACCCCGAUGUCAUCAAGCCCGCAACACCUAGACUAUGGAACGCGAAGAGAAGGAUAAAGGUCAGCCAGGGCCUCACAAAACCACAGUAUCUCGCGUACAAAAGGAACCCGGAAUCCAAGAAUUGGCGAGAUCAGGUCUCGCCAGAUGUCGCUGAGUUCAUAGACGUCAACACCUCCGAUUCUGUCGCCGACCAAGCGAUGCGCGAUCAUCCUCUCCUCCCCGAAGAAAAAGACCGGGUACUCCGCAACCCAGCCCGCUUUUUCAGCAGACCAUACAAUGUCCCUGUGCAGCAACGGAAACAGGUCUUCUUCCCAGAUUUCACUGUCUCCCUCCUACGCACUCCCCAACAAUCCCCAUUCUAUGCCAGCUUCAUUGUACCUCUUUGGUUCAACAAGCUGGAUAUGAAGUCCUAUCUGAAGGAGCUAUAUAGCGUCGACACUGUGCACGUGCGAAGCUUCGUCACCCAACGCGGCUUGACGCGGCGACAACACCCCUCACAAAAGAAACAGGGCGCAUGGUACCGCCCAGAAUCGAUCAAGACCAUGGUUGUGCAGCUGGUUGAGCCAUUUGAGUGGCCCAAGCCAGUAGAAGACCUGACCGACUACGAGCACGACGAAUACUGGCGCAGUAUGAAGGCCGAGGUCGACGUACAGCGGCGUAUGGGCCAAUUAGGAGAAUUGAAACCUAACACUGAACACCGCCGGACGAUCGCGCAGCAGGCCAGAGAUCUACUUGCGGGCAGGUCGGUAUGGCAGCCUUCGUGGAAAUCAAUACCCUCCGAUGUGCGAGUAUUGGAAGGCGUAACAGAUCCGCCUAAGCCGAAGAGCGAAGACUCCGGCUUGCCUCAGCUGCCAUGA